Molecule: messenger RNA, 2457 nt
Organism: Seminavis robusta
Lineage: Eukaryota; Bacillariophyta; Bacillariophyceae; Naviculales; Naviculaceae
Source: the annotation of a GenBank genome assembly
UGGGGAAGCAUUACUGUGGCGGGUCGCAAGCGGCACUCAAUAGAUGCUUUGAUCAUUCUUGCGUCAAAAGAAGAACACGAGAGCGAGAAACCGGAACUCAAGGAACACAGCUACUGACCGGUAAUACAUCGUCCACAGUAGGCGGAUAAUCACCCAAUCUCCACAGGUACUGUAUCUGAUCCAUUGCCUUCGAAGAGAGGUCUCAUUGCUUCUUUCUUUAUAGAAGUCUUGAUCUAUCUCAUCAUCAGAGACUGACUGCAGUGGUUGGAUGAUCGAUACGGUACGAUAGAUGGACCACAACUGAGUUAGUUGAUUGUACAAGACCAAGAAGAACUAGAUGACUACCAUUACCGACACGACCAGUAUGAGUGCUUCCGCCAGAACAGCGCUGAGUUUGCUGUAUGACACGGAACUGUUUCUGCGCCGUCAAUUGCAGGCAACGGCCUAUGGAGGCGGCGAACAACAACCACCCGUAGAUGGCAUGCACCCCAGUCUUGCCGAUUCGUCCGUGUACAAUAAUAAUAAUCCACAACCGCAAAGCGAAACAUCACAGUCGCGCGGUCGGACCGUCUUGACGAUUCUGUACCUCUGUGUGUUGGGAUUGUGUUUUGUGGUGCCCGUCUUUUACUACUUUCGUCUCCAUUGUUUUGAAGAAAAUGCGCGACGAGAACUCGAACUCGACUUUUCCGCGGCGUUGGAAUUGUCGACACAACAUCGAGACGAAAAUAGAGCCGCUAGAAGAAAAUACAUUGAAGAACGAAGAGCCAGAAUCGUACAGUUGAUGAUGCCCGUACGAAUGAUUCUGAAAGAGGAAAAUUUUCCAGAGUUGGUGGAUGGCCCUGACAAUCACAAUAGCAGCAGCAACAGCACCCCUGACAAUCCUCCUCCCAAACCUGUCCAGCGAGCAGGGAGUUUCUUGAACUUUAACUUUGAAAGUGAAAAGUACAAGGCACCAAAAGAUGAUGAUGACGAUGAUGAUGCAUCACAAGAAGUACAAGCACAAGAACACGACAACAAUAUCAGUAAUGACACUGAAACAGUACCUCAAGCUGCCAAAAACGAUUUGGAGGAUGACAGUCCCAGACAGGAGCACGGUGUCAUUGAGGCAAAAUCACAGGACGAGGAGGAGCAAGGAGGAGAAAGCCAUCACAGCUCUCCAGGACAUGUAGCAGGAGGAGACGAUCCACCCAAAGAAGCGUUGCAAAAUAAUCCUUAUGAUGACGAAGAAACCCUGCAGAUUCGAAUUCCAGUUCCAGGGCUUCCCAUGGGUGGAAGUUGCUUUCUGGAUCCAACUAGACAACCCCAGAGACAACAACAACAAGGUGAUGAUGAGCGAGAAAUGAGAUUGACGCCUGGGCAUUGCACCAUCUGUUUAUCCAACUACAAGGUUGGAUCGGAUAUUGUAUGGUCGUCCAAUGAAUCCUGUGAUCAUCACUUCCAUGCCAGUUGCAUUGAAAAGUGGCUCAUGAAACAAAGAGAGGGACCCUUGUGUCCCAUUUGCAGAAGAGAUUUUGUGGUGGACCCCCUCGAUUUGUUGGAAGAAGACAACAACAACCAUAAUAUCCACAACAUUAAUAAUGAUAUCAGUGCGGAUGAAGAACAAGGCAUCGAAACACCCAUGUUUCAGUGGGACCCAGCCACACUGUCGAUGGAGGAGGAGGAGGAGCUAGGUGGUAUUGUUGUAAUGGCACCAGGAGAACAGCAGGAAACAAGUGGACACAGAACAAUUCACAUUGACAACCGGGUUACUACAGCACAGUUGGAAGAAGGAGAUGUUGGCGGACCCUCAUCAGACGAAUCCGGAAACAACACAGGAGGCAACACCAUUGAUGUGGAGAAUCCUUCGUCAACUAAUAGUAACCAUGCUCCAGAUGAGACCAACGAAAGCACCGAAGGCGGAGUGUCGGCCCAGUUGUAAAAAGUCGGAGUUGGCUGCACUGCACAGAUGCUGGCUGGGGCAGAAGGAAAUGGUCGAGGCCCCGAGAGAAAGUCUGAUUCAAAAGUUGGGCGGAGGUUCCGUGAGUGAUAAUGUGCGUCGUCAACAGUAGACACGGUGAGUCGAUGUUUUCGACAGAUUCGGCACAGGUUUGCCCACUGGGAUGGGUGGUUGCUGGCGGUUUUUUGGCUUGGCUGCAGUGUGUCCAAAGCCAAGCACGACAUGGGAGUUCGACGAGUAAAGGUUGCUUGAUGCGAUAACAACAAGUGGGUGGCACAAAAGGGUUGCUCGCGUUGCAGUCUCCUUUGCCAACAUCCCUGCGACUUCAAUUUCCCUUUGCUGGCUCAGUGCUACCGUAGUUCAUCGCUUGCGUUGUGCAACGAAAAUGAGGCCAGCCGUCUUUGUGAGGUAGACGAUGGGAGUGAAGACUCCUAUGGGGAAACAGAGAGACGCUCUUUGCAUACCAAAGUAGAAUUAACAAGAUUAGCUGACUUUGCACAUGCUUUUUCUCAAAAAGACCG